Messenger RNA from Fusarium falciforme, 3030 nucleotides. RefSeq lists its product as hypothetical. The record is from RefSeq and is a predicted model, not a curated record. The coding region runs from base 1 to 3030 and encodes 1009 amino acids. NCBI's taxonomy places the organism in Eukaryota, Fungi, Ascomycota, Sordariomycetes, Hypocreales, Nectriaceae. The transcript is spliced from 4 exons.
AUGACGGGCUUCGUCUGGGCCACAUUGGCCCUUUCAUUCUUUACCUCCUCCGUCUCAGCCACUUCUCCCGCCCCCAAAGCAGGCCCUGAAGCCUUCAACAAGCCACCCGCUGCCUCUCGUCCUCUCUUCCGGUACUGGCUUCCAGACGCCAGCGCAGCCGGAUCCACCGUUGUGGCAGACAUCAGUCGUGCCGACAACGUAGGGGCGGGAGGCGUCGAGUUCAUCCCCUUCUAUCAGUAUGGCGGUGAUGCCGGCGGUGUUCCGCCUGGGGCGGAUUGGACAAAGUACGGAUAUGGGACUCGGCCCUUCCUCGAGCUCUUUCGUCAGGCUUUGGAAGCGCAUAAGUCUCAUGGAAUGACCAUGGAUUUUCCCCUUGGGCCAAAUCAGGGUCAAGGAGUUCCCGCCGAGUCUGACAACGAAGGUCUACAGUGGGAUUUGGUCCCCUUCUCAGCUCCCGUCCCUUCGAGUGGCUUCUUCGGUCACCAGAUUCCCGGAUGGGGAUCUGGCGAGCUCAUCUCUCUUGUCUCGGCAACCAUCAAGAGUCGUUCGGUCGGACAGGGCUCGGCUUACAACUACACCGUCUUGGUGGUAGAGGAGAGCACCAUCACUUCACUAUCCGACCAGGUCUCGCCCGAUGGGAAACUGACCCGGAAGAUUCCCCAGGGCGGCCAAGGUAAGGAGCAGUGGGUGUUUGCCUUUUACCAGCGACGAAGUUUGAGAAAGAACUUGCACUACGACGACAAUGAAGCAGCUAGCACAAUGGGAAAUGGCUCCUAUACGGUGGAUCACUUCAGUGCCAGGGGUGCUUUGACAACGAUUCGUUUCUGGCAGAAGCACAUACUGAGUGAUGGUUUGAAGUCGCUGUUGAAGGACACAGCUGGGGCUGCUUGGGAGGACAGUCCAGAAAUCGUGUCCAACAUAUCAUGGACCCGCGAUAUGCCUCAGGUGUUCGAAAAGCUCCAUGGCUACGACAUCCGCCCGUAUCUCCCUCUCAUCAUGUGGGGGAAUAACAACCUCGCCAUCCAGGCGGCAAAUCCGGGCAGGGUGCGUGCGAUCCUGGAUACCCCCGACCGCGGACAAGGUGUCAUCAACGACUAUCGGGCCGCCCUGGAAGCAGGAUACCACGAGUACAUCACCACUCUGAAGAAGUGGCUAAACCACGAGCUGGGCGUGUCCUUCCGGGCACAGGUGUCGUACAACCUGCCCAUGGACAUGGCGGUGCACGUUCCGUCUGUCGAUAUACCCGAGGUGGAGAGCCUGGGCUUCUACGAUAGCCCAGACGCCUACAGGCAAUACACCGGAGCAUCCGUGCUGGCCGGCAAGAGGGUUGUCUCGAACGAGCUAGGGGCUGUCAUGGGAAGUGCGUACUCGUACAAGCUCCCUGCGCUGCUCCACUCAGCCAACCUCGGCUUUGUGGCCAACGUCAACAAGUUCGUCGUCCAUGGUCAGUCGUAUAGCGGCAACUAUUAUAAUACUACGUGGCCGGGGCACACACCUUUUCAAUACGCUUUCUCCGACGCGUACUCGAACAAGCAGCCAUCGUGGGAGCAUGGUAUGGCAGAUGCCAUGGAGUACCUCGCUCGGGUGCAGCACAUGAUGCAGAGCGGGUUGGCAAAGCUAGACGUGGCAGUCUACAACAAAGUCUCGGCGACAGAUCUCAUGCCGCCCAAGGAUAUUUAUUCUUCUACCGACUUGUCAGAUGAAGGUUACACUUACGCUUAUCUUACCCCUGGUAACUUCAAACUGCCUCGGGCGGUUGUGAAGAACAAGGUCCUUGCCCCUGACACUGGGUCGUUCAGGGCACUUGUCCUUCCCGAUGGGAGCAGCAUCACCCACGAAGCGGUCAAAGACCUCAUCCGAUUUUCCAAGGCUGGUCUGCCCAUCAUUAUCGUCGGUCGACCUGUUUACUACCCAUCCAACCGCAAGGGAGACGAGGCGCGGACUUGGACUGCAUUCAAGUUGCUCCAGGACCUACCAUCUGUCUACAUGACCAAAGCCGGGCACGUGGCCAAGACCCUGCGAUCGAUCGGGGUCGUUCCCGCCGUCGGUAUCAAGUCGGAAGGUAAGUGGCUUCAUUCCAGACGUCAUGAUGCAGUCAAUGGUCUAGAUGCCGUCUUUAUCCUCGGAGGCCCCCGGCCUUCUGCGGGCCACAUUGAAGUCACCCUCCCCGGCACUCCCUAUACCUUUGAUCCCUGGACGGGUAUGAAGGAACCUAUUCUUCACUAUACGAAGAAUCCAAAAACACAGAUGAUGAGCAUUCCCUUAGCCUUGGCCGCGAAUGAGACGAAGAUCAUCGUCUUUAGCACAAAGCCACUAAAGGACAUGGCCCUUCCCAAAUCACACAUCACUCAACUCCCUCAGUCUAUCCAAGGUUACCAAUACAACGCGAAGGCUGGACUAGAGCUCCGCGUGGUUUCUUCCCCUUCACCCGAGACGCUCUAUCUCAACAACGGGGUGGCAAAAAGGAUCGAGGCAUCAGGCGUGCCGGCAGCGAUUCAACUCAAGAACUGGGUCUUGACCGCCGAGCACUGGGAGGCACCAUCGAACCUCUCUGACGCUUCCGAGGUAGCCUCGAAGCGCAAUACCACCCACCAGCUAGCCGCUCCGCUCAAAUCCUGGACAGAGCUCGGCUCUGAACUAGCAGAUGCGUCCGGGGUGGGCUACUACGAGAGUUCAUUCACCUGGCCCCCGGCCAGUGGCGCCGACGGUGCCUACAUCGAGUUCUCUCCCGCUCUUCACGCCAUGACGAUCUGGGUCAACGGAAAACGAGUGGCGCCACUCAACUAUAACCGCCCAAGUGCGGAUAUAGGUCCUCUGCUUAGAAAAGGACAGAAUCAGGUUCUUGCGGUCGUCCCAACCACCAUGUGGAACUACUUGAAGUCUAUUCUCUCAGAACUAUGGUGUGCCGGAAGCCCUCCGCUUGUAGUGAAGGGGAUGGGCCUCAUUUUCCCACCGCCGGCAAGGUCGGAGAACGGUUUGCUGGGUAAUGUUUGCGUCACGCCGUACAGGAACGUUGUGGUUAAGAUCUAG